GAUGGAUGUGCUGCGUAUCUCAAUGUCGUCUAGAGUCCAAUUCGCGACGACGAUCGUCAGUUGGUCCGAAAAUGUUGUAAUCCCAUUUCGGAAACGAAUUUGAUAGUCGGGAAAAACAGACCAUGUCUGAAAACAAUAAUAAAGAUAAAACAUUAUCCUCGUAUGAGGCAGAAUUGUAUUUAUUGAUCGCUAAAUUCCUUAAGACUGGACCAUGUAAGAAAAGUGCCGAGAUCCUUAGACAUGAAAUCGAGCAACAUGAGUUGAUGCCGAAACGUUUAGAUUGGUUAGGAAAUGAACAUAGAAGAAGUUAUGAAGAUAUAGAUGAAAGUUGUCCUCAUAUAGCAAAUGACUAUUUACUUAAAAUUUGUGCUAGAAUUGGACCCAUACUAGAUAAAGAAGUUACAUCUAAUAUAACUGGUGUGAAGUCAUUACUUAGUGCUGGAUAUCAGUCACUUCUUAGAUCAAAAGAAGAAUUAUUAAGACCAAAAUUUACUUCAGCAAGUCUUAUUGUUCGUCGUCAUGGAUAUCCACCAUUUCCCUCAAAAGAAGUUUUACAUAAUUAUCCUCCUAAUAUUACUCAAGUACUUGUGGCUAGAGAAAUUAGUGGUCCAUCCAGUCGAAUGCAUUCCUUUCCAUAUCGGCUUUAUUCAAGGAAACAAAUGUAUCGUCGUCUUUUGGGUCAUCUUUCAUCUGUUUAUUGUGUAUUAUUUGAUCGUAGUGGAAAGUAUAUCAUUACGGGAGCUGAUGAUCUUCUAGUCAAAAUUUGGAGUGCUUCAGAUGGUCGCCUACUAGCUACAUUACGAGGGCAUUCGGCAGAAAUUACAGAUAUGGCAGUUAAUUAUGAAAAUACAUUAUUGGCAGCAGGCAGUUGCAAUAAACUUAUUAGAGUUUGGUGCCUUCGUACUAUUGCUCCUUUGGCUGUAUUAGUUGGUCACACAGGAAUGGUUACAUCAUUACAGUUUUGUCCAUAUCCAAAAGGAGAACAGCGUUACCUCAUAUCUACAGGAAAUGAUGGCUGUGUAUGUUUUUGGCAAUGGAAUAUUAAAACAAAUGAAUUUAAUCCAAAACCAUUAAAAUUUACAGAUCGCAAUCGAGCUGGAGCGCAGAUGAUAUGUUCUUCAUUCAGUUCAGGGGGAAUAUUCCUUGCUACAGGUAGUACUGAUCAUCAUGUACGGGUCUAUAAUAUUUUAGGGAACAAUGGACCAGAAAAAAUUUUAGAAAUGGAAUCUCAUUCUGAUCGUGUAGAUAGUUUGCAAUUUAGUAAUAUUGGAUGCCGAUUUAUCAGUGGUAGUAAAGAUGGAACUGCUCUUAUUUGGAGAUAUGAACGUCAGCAUUGGCAUACUAUUACUUUGAGGAUGACAACCAAAUUGGAAGGAAAACCUACAGAUGAAAUUGAUGAUAAUAAACAGAAAUUACGGGUAACAAUGGUUGGAUGGAAUACUGAUGACUCUGUUGUAAUUACUGCUGUAAAUGAUUCUUCUUUGAAAGUUUGGGAUUCUUAUACUGGGAAAUUGAAGCAUGUGUUAAUUGCUCACGAGGAUGAAGUAUUUGUUUUAGAACCUCAUCCUACUGAUCCUCGUGUCCUCUUAAGUGGGGGACACGAUGGAAGAAUUGUGCUUUGGGAUUUAACACUUGGAACAGUUAUAAAAAGUUUCUUUAAUGUUAUUGAAGGUCAAGGGCAUGGUGCUGUAUUUGAUUGUAAAUUUUCUCCUGAUGGAUUUAUAUUUGCAUCAACUGAUUCUCAUGGUCAUCUUAGUAUUUUUGGAUAUGGUUCCAAUGAUAAUUAUAAAAAAGUUCCAGAUGAACAGUUUUUUCAUACCGAUUAUCGUCCAUUAAUUAGAGAUGCUAAUCAUCAUGUAUUAGACGAACAGACACAAUGUGCACCUCAUUUGAUGCCUCCUCCCUUUCUGGUGGAUAUUGAUGGAAAUCCUUAUCCACCUAAUUUGCAGAGAUUGGUUCCUGGAAGAGAAAAUUGCAAUGAUAGUCAGUUAAUACCAUAUAUUGCUGUUUCUGCUAAUGGCGAAGCAGAAAUAUUAGAACCUGUGAGACAAGUCGAAGUAGUCGAUCCACAUCGUCCAACUAUUGAUGAUAUGAUUGAACGAUUGCAACAUGAACAAGCAGCUGCAGGUUCUGCCGAAGCAGGAGAAAGAAGUGGUCAAGAGCCUUUUUCUCCUCGUAGCCGAUCUGCUCAACAAGGACAUCGAUUAGUAGGAAUGAGAAAUGAUGGUGAUAUAGAGGGCGUUCGUCAAUCUAGUGGAAAUUGGCAGUCUCGAGGAAACAGUAGUGAAAUGCCAACGUGGACAAAACGGGUCGUUGUAAAACCAUUAUCAUCCGCAAUGAUGGCGUAUCAGUAUCAUCGUAGGACAGUACUUUCAGAUGCAGAAUUAGCACAUUAUUUAAGAGAGAAGAAAAGAAGACCUAUUACUGUAGUGAAAGAGAAUCAUUCUAAUGAAACAGAAAAUAGAAUAGAAAGAAGAAAGCAAAGAAUGAAUAAACAGCAGUCAUCAUUGCAAACACGUGCAACAAGAGAAAAUAGGAGAAAUGCAGUUUAUGGUGAUCGAUAUGAGAAUCCAGUUGCGAUCCACAUUAGUACCAGUAACACUUCAGAUACUGAUAUCAAUUGUGAUCCCUGGGAAGAUAGUUCAAGGGAUAGUGAAAGUGGUUCUGGAGAGGAUUCUGAUUGGACUGCUGAUGCAGGACUUAAUGUCAAAUCACGUCAAACAAAUAAAACAAAAAGGGUAGCUAGAAGACAGGUAUCUAACAGUGAAGAAGAGGAUGAAGAAGAGAAUGAAGAACAUGAAGAACAAAAUGAGAAUCAUCACAGAAGAGAAAAAACUAGGAAAACCAGAAGAAAAUUAAUUCCAGGGGGAAUUAAGGAGAUUCCAAAUGAAUUCAGACCUCCUGAAUGGUUAACAGAUGUUGUACCUCAUAAAGUUCCUUAUGUUCCUCAAAUUGGAGAUGAUGAUAUUUAUUUUCGUCAGGGACAUGAAAACUACAUAGAAGCUGUAAAGAAAGCGAAAAUCUAUGAAAUCGAUACAAAGAACUUGCCUUGGAAAAAAUUGAAAUUAAGAGAACAAGAAGUUGUAAAAAUUGUAGAUAUAAAUUAUGAGAUCCGCCCACCUAGACUUUGUUGUUUAAAACUUCUCUUAGUUAACCCCUCUGAUCGAAGUGGGGGAGAUACAUUUACAAUUCGAUAUCACGAUAUGCCAGAUGUUAUUGAUUUUUUGGUGUUAAAGCAAAAUUAUGAUCAAGCAAUCCAACGUAAUUGGAAGCCAGGUGAUAGAUUUAGAUCUGUGAUAGACAAUGCAUGGUGGUUAGGGACAAUUGAAGAACAAGAACCCUUAGAUAGCUCAUUGCCUGAUUCUACAUUCCAAUGUUUUCUUGUUAUGUGGGACAAUGGAGAGACAGAGAAAAUGAGCCCCUGGGAUUUUGAACGAGUGGAUGAAAGUAGAAUGCCUUCAGUCAUGGGCGGUAGCGUUGACAUCACUCCGGAAGAACGUCUCGCAAUGAUGUAUUCUCCUAAAGAUAACGAAUGGUCUCCCAGAGGUCAAGUGGCGGAAUGUAACAGACUUAUCCGAGGACUCGAAAAAAUAAUGGAAUUGUCCUGCGCAGAGUCUUUUAUAUCGCCAGUAGAUUUAAACAAGUAUCCGAUGUAUGCGUUUGUAGUCGAAUAUCCCAUGGAUUUGAGUACUAUAAAGGCAAGAUUGGAAAACCAUUAUUACAGGAGAAUUCAAGCUGUGAAAUUUGACGUCGGAUUUAUCGAGACAAAUGCUAAGAAAUUCAAUGAACCAAGUAGUCGAAUCGUGCAAGAUGCUAGAAUAGUUUGCGAAUUGUUGCUGCAUUUUAUCGAUGCCCAAAAUUGUGAAGAUCCAAUGGAAAUAUAUCAAGAAAUGAUGGAAGCUAGACAAUUUAAUGAAUCAGAUGCCACUUCCGACAGUUAUAUUUCCGAUACAGAUGAAGAACAUAUCAAUCAGAAUAAUGACAGAAAGCGGAAAAUGAAUGUUCAUCGUGCAAACAAGAGACGACGAUUAGAAUCGUCACAAGUAUACACAUCGAGAUCUUGGAAGCAGCAGUGUACAGACUUACUAGAUGUUAUAUUUCAAUGUGAAGAUUCCACUCCAUUUAGAAAUCCUGUAGAUUUAAAUGAAUAUCCAAAUUAUCGUGAUAUAAUAGAUAACCCAACGGAUUUAGGAAAAAUUCGAGAGAAUUUAUUAGCGGAUCAUUACGAUAGUCCUGUUAAGUUUUGCAAAGAUAUGAGACUUUUAUUUCAAAAUUCUAGAAAUUAUAAUACUAAUAAGAAAUCCCGUAUUUAUUCAAUGACCAUUCGCUUAUCGGCAAUGUUCGAAGAACACAUACGAGGUAUUAUUAGCGACUGGAGAUCUGCAGUUAAAUAUGAAGAAAAAUUAAGGAACAACCAGUACGUUAGUCAUAGGAGGAGACCUUUUGCACAAGUUAGAACAGACAUAGUUCCUUCUUUAAGUUCAUCACGUGCCUUAAACCGUCCAAGUACAAGCGGUACUUCUAGUCGUUCAAGUACCUCAAACAUGUCACAGCCUUCCACUUCCUACUCCCUAAGGAAUGGAGAUAUUUCACGUCCUAGUACUAGCCGCAAUUAUACCUCAUGUACAGAAUCUAAAAAUAAAUCAAGCCAAGCCAAAACUAAUGGAACAGGUCCGAGGAAAAAAGAAAGAAUUAUUAAAAGCGACGAGGAAGAUGGAGAUAAUUCAAGGUCAUCAUCGGGAGGAGCCACGAAAAAACUUAAUACUCGGAGCAAGUAUAAGUCAGGUGUGACUAACGGAGAAAUUAAAACCAGAAAAAUAGUAACACGAUCUCAUCCAAAAAGAGUUAAACCUAUCAGGCAUUCUUCUGAAGAAGAAACAGUUCCUAGGAGACGAACAAGACAGGAUUCUAGACUAAGGGAGGAAGCGAAUCACAUGGAUAGUGAAACCGAAAUUAGCAGCAAUGUCGACAAAGAAGAUUCUGAAGAAGAGCUUAGACCACAAAGGACUCGUCUCAGGAGAAGAUGUAGAAUUGUCAAUUCUGUACGUAAACCGGAACCGGAAAUUGUUCUGCGACCCAGAAGGACAAGAUUGAGAGCAGUGAUAAGUGAACCAAGUGAGGAAAGUGAAUCAGAAGAAAAAACUAGUUCAAAUAGUUCGGAAGAGAAAGAUAACAGAGUAGACGAAAGUGAAAAUGAUAGUUCUAAUGACAAUAGCAAACAGAAUACUAGUAGUGAUGAUGAUAGUUCUGACAGCAACACUGAACAAACGUCUAACCUUAGUGAAGAAGAAAACGAUGAUGAGGAAGAUGAGGAGGAGGACGACGACGAUGCACCGGUUCGCCGAUCAUCACGUACGGCCACACGCAACUGCACACGAGCUACAAGGAGUGCCUUACACACUCGUCACGCCGAUGCACCUAGUCGAUUAUCUUCUAGAAUGCAGACGAGAAGCCGAGGACAAAGGACAGUCAGAUAUCGCGAGGAAAGUGAUGGGGAGCCAGAAUCCGAUAACACGAUCGGUUCGGAAGCCAGGGAAGUACUCUCGGUGAGUAGCAGAGGUAGGAGAAGAAAACUGACGCGCCACGUUCGAGCCUUGUUCUACGAUUGAUAAUAUUUAGUGUGAUAUAACCGAUGGAAUGUCAUUGUCAAUAUCAUUUGCUCAUAGAUCUCUACCUAACAUACUGUAUUUAAGUGCGUUGCGGCUUCCUUUUUUAUAUCCGUAACAUCUUGUACAAUCAUCGGAAGGAAGAGAUCGGCACACAUCAGGGAUUCUUUGUGACAAUGUUUUUGUCACUAGAAAAGUUACAAUUAAUUCCUUAAAGAUGUUGUGUUAACAUAUAAUCAUCAUUCCAUUCAUAUUAAUUUCUGAAAAAUCUCAUUUUCUGUGAUAUAUGAUGUUUUUUCUUUUAUUUUCCAAGUAGAUCAGUAAAACGGACUACUUACUCAAAAUGCCAUUGAUCAAUUUCUCGGUUGAGACUUAAAGACAUGGCACAUGUUACGUUACGUUACCACUACCAUAAAUAAUUUAGCCACAAAAUUCAAAAGGAGGUUAUCAGACGAUAAAAUUUGAUUUUUCUAGAAAUUUUUUUUCUAAUCAUCAAUGUAAUAUAUUGUUAAUCAUCUAUAAAUUAAAUCAAGUGCUUUUUUCCCUCCCUUUAAGUAUUAUGCAAUCUUUAAGAAAUUGCUGAUUAUUAUCUUUGUGCAUCUCCCUUUCUUUCCCCCAUUGUUAAUAAUAUCGAUUAUCUGAUAUGAAGGAUAAAAGUGCUAUUAAAAAGUCAUAUUUAACUAUUAUAUCUUUAAGAAUAUCUUACUGCCAUUAAACACUUCAAGAUAAAUGUUUAAAUUAUUAAUGUUUUUGAAGUAUCUCAAAUUUUUAAUUGCCGACGAGAGAGCAGUUGUACAUCUAAAGUAAAAAAAAAAAAAAACGCCCACAACACGGUUGAAAGUUAAUGCCGUCGUACACACGUGGAUAAUUAAUUAGCCGUUAACAGAUUUCCCGUAUCUCUUUAAUUUUCCAUGGUCCAACAAAGUUUCAGAUCAUCAUUACCGCUAUAAAUAAUUAUUUAAUUCUUAUAAAAGCUAGUCAUUUGCAUGUAAGAGUAUUUAAUAUUUUGUAAUGUAUUAUUAUUAAGUGAUGACAAUGGAUUGGGCAAAUUAAAUUUUUAAUUUGCCCAAUAGACAUGGUGAGUCAAGUAGUAAGGUUUAAAAUUGGUUUCUAGAUUUGUAAACUAUAAAUUAUAAAAAAGUUAAUUUUUUCGGUUAAAUUUGGUUUUUUUGUUUUUUUUUACAAAUGUCGCAGUGAAUCAUGUGUAAAAAUUAACUUACAUUAAAAAUAAAGUAAAACUACUGUACUUAAAAGAAGUCAAAAGUUUGGAUUUUUAAUUGGUAAAACUUUCGACACUAAUUGUAAAAAAAAAAAAAGAUCUCGUCUACCAAUUUAA
Messenger RNA from Centruroides sculpturatus (bark scorpion), 6942 nucleotides. RefSeq names its product PH-interacting protein-like. The transcript is spliced from 33 exons. Bases 123 to 5609 code for a protein of 1828 amino acids. Lineage: Eukaryota; Metazoa; Arthropoda; Arachnida; Scorpiones; Buthidae. Gene Ontology annotation, cellular component: nucleus. Gene Ontology annotation, biological process: cytoskeleton organization; regulation of transcription by RNA polymerase II; regulation of cell shape. Gene Ontology annotation, molecular function: protein binding. The record is from RefSeq and is a predicted model, not a curated record.